This is a messenger RNA of Nothoprocta perdicaria, 901 nucleotides long. It is a transcript of the gene CETN3, whose product is annotated as centrin 3. Lineage: Eukaryota; Metazoa; Chordata; Aves; Tinamiformes; Tinamidae. Gene Ontology annotation, cellular component: microtubule organizing center. Gene Ontology annotation, biological process: spindle pole body duplication. The transcript is spliced from 5 exons. The record is from RefSeq and is a predicted model, not a curated record. Gene Ontology annotation, molecular function: calcium ion binding; microtubule binding. Bases 30 to 533 code for a protein of 167 amino acids.
AGGAGCGGCUUGUGUCCGGGGCCGGCACCAUGAGCUUGUCCCUGAGGAAUGAACUUUCAGUAGACAAAACUAAAAGGAAAAAAAGAAGAGAACUCACAGAAGAACAGAAGCAGGAAAUUAAAGAUGCCUUUGAGUUGUUUGAUACAGACAAAGAUAGAGCAAUAAAUUAUCAUGAAUUAAAGGUGGCAAUGAGAGCCUUGGGUUUUGAUGUGAAAAAAGCUGAUGUACUGAAAAUACUCAAAGAUUAUGAUCGAGAAGCAACAGGCAAGAUCACAUUUGAUGAUUUUAAUGAAGUUGUGACAGACUGGAUAUUGGACAGAGAUCCCCAAGAAGAAAUACUCAAGGCUUUCAAACUAUUUGACGAUGAUGACUCUGGUAAAAUAAGUCUGAGAAACUUGCGCAGGGUUGCAAGAGAACUUGGUGAAAAUAUGACUGAUGAAGAAUUGAGGGCUAUGAUUGAAGAAUUUGAUAAGGAUGGAGAUGGAGAAAUCAAUCAGGAAGAAUUCAUUGCUAUUAUGACUGGAGAUAUUUAACAUCGUUAGGAGAAGAAAUGAAUUCAACACAGAGAGGAAUCAUUGGCAGCUGCCUUUACAAUAUUUUGUAUUUCUGGUCAGAUCUGUAGCUGGAGUCAUGCAGAAAAUMAUUCCUUCACAAGACCAAAAGAAACACAAUUUUUAUGUACUAAUACUUCAGUAUUUUGUAUCAUUAAAUAAURACUAGAAUAAUUGCUACUUCAUUUUAGAGUAAGUAAUGAUAUGUUUCCAGAUGUUUGAAUACUCAUUUGUAAAAUAGCUUUGUACAAGAUUUCUAAAUUAAAUCAUAUUAUCAUAUUUUGAAGUUGACUUUAUGUUAGCAUUAGCUGUGGCCUUAGUUUUGRUAUAAAAGGUUUGAUAAACUUCCA